AUGGGUGAUGGGCAUGCUCAUGACUGGACAAUACCUUUACUGCUCAUGCUCUCCAAGUUGGACAACAUGUGGCAUGCACCCGAAAGUAAGGUGCUGGACAACCAGAGGAUGCUCCUCUUGAGCCCUGGCACAGUGGGACGCGGCCCGUCCACCAAGCGGGAAGGACUCUUCCGAAGAUGUAAAGCAGGUCCUGCCACGCACACUGGCGACUGGCAGUUGUUGCCGGGAUGCAGCAAUCAAGUGCGCUGCCUGCCGCACCUUGGUGUUAUCCUCAGGAUUGGUAUGGGUGAGGGCCAGGGAACUUUUUCGGACCCUCGAAACACUGCAACUGCGGGCACACACAAGCAUUGCGUGGGUGCGCAACAUCGUGCCAAAACUGGCCCAGCUCACUCCUGA
Symbiodinium natans is the source of this 396-nucleotide messenger RNA. Lineage: Eukaryota; Dinophyceae; Suessiales; Symbiodiniaceae. The record is from the annotation of a GenBank genome assembly.